AUGAAGAAAGUUAUGGGUUGUGUUGUACUUACCAAGUAUAUGGAGUCGGCAAAGCAGGAUGAGGAAGAAGAUAUGCAAGAAUGGCUUAGAACUUUUAUUCACAGCGGCAAGCGGUACAUGACGGAGACGUGUUAUAAAAGAUUAGCUAAUGUUGGUAAAGUGAAAAUUAAACUUCACUGUGAAUUGGAGGAAGAAUAA
Molecule: messenger RNA, 198 nt
Organism: Paraglomus brasilianum
Lineage: Eukaryota; Fungi; Glomeromycota; Glomeromycetes; Paraglomerales; Paraglomeraceae
Source: the annotation of a GenBank genome assembly